Messenger RNA from Saccostrea cuccullata (small rock oyster), 654 nucleotides. RefSeq lists its product as uncharacterized. The record is from RefSeq and is a predicted model, not a curated record. The transcript has 2 exons. Lineage: Eukaryota; Metazoa; Mollusca; Bivalvia; Ostreida; Ostreidae. The coding region runs from base 153 to 575 and encodes 140 amino acids.
AGGAAUUCCUUGCUAGCCGAGAGGGGAAUGAAAAAUUUACGGAAGAGUUUUCCUCCUCUCACAGAAGUAGUUGUUGAAUAUUUUGGGAAAAAUAGUUGAUCAACUUAUCGUAAUUAAAAAAAACUUUACAAAGGAAGUGGAAAUUACAGGUCAUGGGCUCUGAGGGAAUGGAAGACGACCAAGAGGAAACUCAGAGAACCUUGCCCCACCCCAGCAACAACCCCAGAAUUGAGGUCACGCGGGCGGAAAGUACGGACAGGACACAGAGUGAUAACGAGGAGGAGAUAGAAGAAAGCAGGAGAAUAAGUCAACAGCGAGUCGAGCGGAGGGGAUCCGUCCCCACUGGACUGGUAGAACACCAUCUGAAUCCCCAGUCACAUUCCAUCUGUGGACAGAUUCUUAGAGUGAUGGGAGAUGAACAUUAUUCCAAAGGACUUGGGAAACAUUUGAGGUACAUGGGUGAUGAAAUGUGUUAUUCAUACUAUUUAAGAAAUGCGUAUCAUUCAGCUAGGGCAAAUUCUUCCACUAUGACAAACAGUCAUUCAUUACCUGACCUGAGGAGACACAAGGAAUGAUCAAUUGAUGUGAAUUCUAGAUGUCUGAAGUGUCGAGAAACCAAUCAAGAGACAUGCAGAUUCAUUUAUCCAUCAUGAU